AUGAUGACUAUUGAUAAUACAGUUAUGUUGAUCAUAUUGUUCAUAUUUCUUAUUGAAAUCUCACCAAUACAAACAAUUGCUUGUUACACAUGUAUUGAUUGUGGUGAUCCAUUUGAUGUUCAAGCAUCGAAUGCCAGUCAAAGUCUACCAGUUUGUGCAUAUUGUUAUAAAUUGACUGUAUAUAUGGCAUAUGCACCAACACGUUAUAUAGUUAAAGAAUGUGUUCAAUCAUGUAAUGAAUCAGGUUAUUUAUUUGGUGGUUCAUCACUUGAAGUUAAUUGUUGUACAUCAUCAUUUUGCAACAAUGCAUUAGGAAUGUAUACAGUGAAAAAUAUUUUUUUUAUUAUGUCUGUCUUAUUUUUAUUAUUUUUCAUUGGCAACAUCAAAUAAUUUUUUUUUUGUAUGUAUGUAUGAAAAAAAAGAAACAAACAAGAGUUUUACUAGACUUCUCGAGGUUCAUAUGAAUGAUAUCUUUUGUAACUAUUGAUUAAAAGAUUUUAUGAAAUAAUUCAAAAGUUAAGACAAACGUUUUGAAAAUAAAAUUGAACAUUUAUUAGUUAUUCUAAUUUUUAGAUGAAAUGAGUAAAUGGUGACAUCCAUAUUUACAUUCCUCAUUUUAACAGAAUUAAAAAAGAAAGCAAUAAAGAUCUGCUAAAUAUUCAAUUUCAUAUAUUUUCAAAAAAAAAAACAGAAUAAUCAAGUUUUUAUUAUCUACAGAUGCCUAUUCAUCCAUGUAAAUAAGAUGUAGAUAUGGCAUUUCUAAUGAUGAAAUGGAAAUAAAAAUUGAUGUAUUUCAAAUUCAUUUUUUAAAAGCAACAGUUUAAUGAAAUAAAUGCAAUAAAUUGGAUUUCUAAUUAAAAUCAUGGAAUUAGAGUUUAAGUAUGACGGUCAAUGUGGAUCUUCAACUUACUCACAGCUAUAUCCAUAUCUCAUAUCUAUUCUUUUGCUUUCUCUCUCUUUCCUAUACAUUUUAAUAAUUGAUUAGUUGACUAGGCUUUUUCUUGUUUCUCCUUUUUUUAUUAAAUGUUCUGUAAUAAUGAGGAUGUGAGUGUGAGUGUGCGUGUCUUCUUUCUUCCAGCACAUGCACACCACACACCCACAUGUAAGAUGUUGUUGAAAACAUCGUUACCAUUAUUAAUUCAUUUUGCUCUUUAAACCACUACAUUUCGUGUAAAAACAGUUGAUCUCCACAACAUGCUCGCCUCGUUUCAAAACUCAUAUUCAAUAUCGAAAAAGGACUUCAAUAUAAUGGUAACUAGAUAUGCACAUCCAGAUUUGAAUAACUUCGUUAGAGACAAGUUCAAAUACCAUGCUCGAUAUGAAUUCGAUUGGCCCGUUGUUUAAUAUUAGCUAGUACUCAGCCACAUUGGUUAUCAUGAUAUGAUAAUAGUAAAUGAAAAGAUAAGUUUAAAUGUUGGUGACAUGAAUAGUAUUAAAACAUGUCAUUACUACGUUGACAAUGUAGAGUGCCGUAUAGUCGAUAAGAUGAAUAGUUCUGUCUUCCAUUAUCUAAAAACAUAUGUUACUUGUUCUAAUAUCAGACAAGUCACCAUCACACGCUCACAAAAAAUCACUCAGGAAUUAACUGCACUCCUAGCAUCUCUCACAAAUAUGAGUUUACUUGAUAUAAUCUUAGCUAUGCCUCUCUCUAAAAUAGAUGCUUUCAUAAGAAAAAAUAAUCGUGUGAAACAUCUUGACAUAUCUCUUUCUAAGCAUGCAUUCCACAACGAAAAUAUUAUUAUUAUUGCUAAGUGUUUUUCUUACGUGGCACAUCUCAAGACCAAUAGAUCAAGCUUACACGAUGUUUCAUUAUUGAAGAAAUAUUUAGUUCAUCUUCACAGUCUUACUCUGUAAAUUGCGAAAAAUUGUCCAAGAUAUAAUGACAUUUAUCGGAGAAAAAUGUUUCAAUACGAUGUAGAACGCCAAACUAAAUCUUUGUUUCAAGUUCUUACUGGCAAACAUUUGUGGUGAAACCAUUGCAAUCAACGGCUUCAUCAUUCCUAAGUGUAACUUUGGAUAGUUUAGUACCCAAUGGAGAUUUAACAAAAUCAGAAAACGAAAAAAUUCAAGUUCUCUUUUUGUUUUUUAAUUGUUUCAAAUAGCAGAAUGCGAAAAACAAUGUUUUUUUCAUGAGAUGCUUGAACCUGAAUGGUAGUACGUAAUCUUGAUUCUUACUAAAUGUUUCAACGAUUGUCGUCGAUUUUGCCUUUCAUAAGUACCUUAAUCAUAGUUAUAUUUAAUAUCAUUUAAAUUAUGAUUUCCAACUAAUAUUUAAACUGAAUCAAAAUCAGCACAUGUACAAUUGAUUCUGUAUUUGCUCUUCCUUUGUUUAAUUUAGAGAAGUGAUUGCUGUUUUUUACGCACAAAAUAUUCUUCUUGAAACUGAACAUAUUCUCAUCACAUUAUGAGGAUAUUCGUAUAAUGUUAUUUUAUUCACGAUUAUUAUUGAUAUUGUGAAGCAGUUUCUCUUGUAGAGAACUUCCAAAAUGAGUAAUAACGAAAAAGUUGAUAAAUCAAUGACACUACCUGGAAGAUUUCAUAAGACUCGUCCAUUGAAAAAAAAGAUUCCACCUUGCAUUGUCAGUUCCUUGUUUUUAUCAAUAUUCGCCAAAUGUAAACGUAAUUAGAGUCUUGUAAUGAAAACUCUGCCUUUAUUAUCAAUGAGUUCAUUGAAUGGGUAUGGGUGGGUAUAGAUAUGGCUGUGUUUUUUCUCUCUACCCAUCCUCAAAUCCACCUUCACCCUCAAGAUAGACUAAAGUGAAACCAAAGCGAAAUAUUUCGAAACAGUUGUUUGAAAGCUAAGUUUUGUUUUGGAAUGCAGCAUGUCGAUACGAAGACAUGUUUAAAAUGUCCAGCAGUCGAUAAUUGUAGAAACUUUUGAUAGAGUAGAUUUCAUGUUACACUUGAAAUGCUUUAUGUUUCUAUGAAUUCACAUUGAGUAUAUUCAAAAUUAUAGUUGCUAGACAUUAUACUUUUACGGUUCCAAAUAAAGUAGCAUUGAGUAAGAUUCAAAAUCUAAAAAGUCCAAAACCUAGUCUUAUGCAAAACUUCAUAGAUUUUCUUGUUGACGUGGAGUUCUUAGACGAGCAACAGAACAGUUAAUUUCAAGUAUAUCUUUUGACAGAAGGGAUCAUAUCAUGUUUCAUACUCAUCCAUGUAAAAAUUUAGUUCAUCUCUACUAUAUUUAAUGAUAUUGCUAAGAAGACGUAUUUUAAGCAAUCGUGUAUGCUUCACUUUUCCAUUACACUACGUAUAAACCGUGCCACUACAACAUCUGCUUGUCACUCUGUCAGUCGACCGCUUUUGCCUAUUGUGAAGCUUUAUCUACAGCGGCAAUUAGGUUCCAAACCAUGCCAACAGUGUACAACAGCAAUCAAAGCUUUUCAAAGAAACAAAUUCAUUUUACUCAAACACAUUCAUUCUUCAAUAGCAUGGAAUCAUUUGAUGACUACACAUUGUAUAUGUAUGUCAGAUUUUCAAUGUAUCAGUUUUCGUGAGAUGCUUUCUUAUCAAUACAAACGAGUCACUUCAGAUUACAUUUGCAUAGAACGAUAGAAAAAAGUGACAAUGGUUGAUUCUGAUCCAAGUAUGACGAGGUGGAUGAGAAAGCAGACUUUUUUUUAUGUGAAUGACAGUGUGAUGUAGAUGUAGGUAUGCGUGUCGUGUUUACAACCUGCAAUUAUAGCCACAUCAGCAUCAAUACCCACAGCCACACCUAAAAUAGUCCUGUAGAUCUUUCAUAUUCAUUAUGAUGCUAGCGCAACGCAUUUCUUAGAGUGUACUUUUACAUUUUCGAAACAGAAGUUUUUUUUAUUGACUAACACUUUUUUCAUAAUGGAUAAUGCCAUAUUUGUCUCUCAGUUCACGCAUCAAAGUCCGAUUGAAUGGGCAAUGAGAUUUUCGUUUACCAUCACUUUCAAUUACUUCUCUCCAUGGUCCACGUUCGUGGAUGAGUUCUUCAACCCAAAAAUGAUAACAAUCAAAAUUAGUACCAGGUGCUCUUCCUGUAAUGAGUUCACACAAUGCUUUAUCU
Messenger RNA from Rotaria sp. Silwood1, 4033 nucleotides. NCBI's taxonomy places the organism in Eukaryota, Metazoa, Rotifera, Eurotatoria, Philodinida, Philodinidae. The record is from the annotation of a GenBank genome assembly.